This is a messenger RNA of Gryllus bimaculatus (two-spotted cricket), 675 nucleotides long. Lineage: Eukaryota; Metazoa; Arthropoda; Insecta; Orthoptera; Gryllidae. The record is from the annotation of a GenBank genome assembly.
AUGAGUACAACCAAGAUGACAAGGAACAAAAUGUCUCAACCACUCUGCAAAGGCGGGCGCAAACUCUGUGCUAUGUUGAGAACAAGACUCCCUGGUCAUCGCAUUUCCUUAUUAAAAACUCUUCGAGAAACAGCUUCAUCGUAUGCUGCCCUGGAUAAAAAAAAGCUCACUAAUUAUGAUAACUUCUGGAACAUCCUUCGAAAGUUGAACAGCCAGCAGUCCUUACGAUCCGUGAAGUAAUAAGAACCAGCAAAGACUCCCUCAAAUGAUCUCACUGAUUGAAAUCUGUCUCUGUAUGGGCGAUUUCAGUGGAAGAUUAUACCUGACACAUUCCAAUACCAAGCAACUCUAGAAACACAAGAAUUUCUAGGUGUGACAAUUAAUUGUUAUUGCUAAAAUCAUUGGAAUUUAAACUUUUAUAAACAAUUUUUCAAAAUGAAAGCAAAGUAGGAUUGAAAUUAACUUUUUUCGGUUGUCACAUUUCAUGUUUGCCUAUAGCUGGACUAACUUUCCUUCGUUUUGAAAUAUAAAUAUUAGAAACUUAAUUGUACAUGUAUUAAUUUGUACUAUUCUUCUUUCUAAAGUAGAGGAUAUUUCAAAUGAAUGUACAAAUAUGUACCUAGUAUUUUAUGUUUUACUAUGGGACCAUUUCAUUUCAUGUGUUCUUGUUUAUUA